GUUUAUAUUUCCGGGUCAAGCUCGCGACCGCGUAUCCGCGCGCCGCCGCCUCUCGCGUUCCUUUCUAUCCGCGUGCCCGUAGCUUUACCUGUGUCCACGCUGAGGGUUUCCAACUGGGUAGAGAAAUGCCAGCAAAGAUCAUCUCAGAAAUCGAGGAAUUCACCAUGGAUCAAGAUAUGGACACUGUCGCGGAGGCUAAAACCUUAAAGAUAAAGAAUAAGUCCAAGGAGGGCAAAAGGAUGAAGAAGCAACAGCAGCAGGACUUGGAGGAGCAGCAGGAUCCAGACUGUGAACCUCCUGCACCAAAAAAGAAAAAGAAAAAAGAAAAACUGGCAGCGGACCAAGUCAAUGGCCACAUAGAUGAAGCCACAGAUGUAAACAGCAACAGCAAUGGUGUAGAAUCACCAAAGAAAACUAAAAGGAAAAAAGAAAAACUGGCAGCAGACCAAGUCAAUGGCCAUAUAGAUGAAGCCACAGACGUAAACAGCAAUGGUGUAGAAUCACCAAAGAAAACUAAAAAGAAACAAGCAAUAGAGAAAAACAAGAAGAUAAAAAUGGAAAGUCCUGUGGCAACAACCAAUGGUCAUUCUGCCCCAAACACACCAGUUCAGACUCCAUCCCAGUCCAGUGAUGACUCAGCCAGUGACGGUGAAAGAGAAAAUGAACUGACACCAGAGCAGAGAGAAGGAGCGUUCUCCAAUUUCAGAAUCUCCCAAAUCACUAUUGAUAAACUGAAAGCUCGAGGAGUUUCCUACUUGUUUGACAUUCAGGUAAAAUCUUUUAAUCCUGUUUACGAUGGGGAGGAUGUCAUCGCCCAAGCCCGCACAGGAACAGGAAAGACCUUCUCCUUCGCUAUUCCCUUGGUGGAGAAGCUCCAGAAGGAAGCAGAGCAGAAGAUCAGAGGCCGUCCUCCUAAGGUGUUGGUGUUGACUCCUACCAGAGAGUUGGCCAUCCAGGUCGCGAAGGAUUUCAAAGAUGUUUCAAAAAGACUAGUGAUCUCGUGUUUCUAUGGAGGAAGCUCAUACAACCCACAAAUCGAUGCCACACGUACUGGAAUUGAUAUUCUGGUUGGAACCCCUGGUCGGAUUAAAGAUCACCUUCAGAACCAUAAGCUCAACCUUUCUCAACUUAAACAUGUCGUUCUGGAUGAAGUGGACCAAAUGUUGGACAUGGGGUUUGCAGAACAGGUCGAGGAGAUUUUGGGUUGCUCGUAUAAGAAAGAUAGUGCCUCUAACCCACAGACACUUCUGUUUUCGGCCACCUGCCCCUCCUGGGUCUAUGACGUGGCCAAGAAAUACAUGCGACCCAGCUGCAAGCACAUUGACCUGAUUGGCAAGAAAACACAAAAAGCUGCAACAACAGUUGAACAUCUGGCCAUAGCGUGUCACUGGUCCCAGCGUGCUGCAGUGAUAGGAGACGUGAUCCAGGUGUACAGCGGCAGCCACGGAAGAACCAUCGUCUUCUGUGAGACAAAAAAAGAGGCCAAUGAACUGUCCCUGAAUGCGUCCAUUAAACAGAGUGCCCAGUCCCUCCAUGGUGAUAUUCCACAGAAACAGAGAGAGACGACACUCAAAGGCUUCAGGAAUGGUGUCUUUGAGGUCCUGGUGGCUACAAACGUUGCAGCUCGUGGGUUAGACAUCCCCGAAGUCGACCUGGUGGUCCAGUGUUCUCCCCCCAAGGAUGUGGAGUCGUACAUCCAUCGCUCAGGACGAACGGGCCGAGCGGGCAGGACCGGAGUCUGCAUCUGUUUCUACCAGAGGAAAGAAGAAGAUCAGCUGCGCUACGUAGAGAACAAAGCAGGCAUCACAUUCAGAAGAGUUGGUGUUCCAACUGCCAACGACAUCAUCAAGUCCUCCAGUAAAGAUGCUGUCAGGUUUCUGGACUCUGUUCCAGUUACAGCCAUCAAUUAUUUCAGAGAGUCAGCCGAAAGGCUGAUUGGGGAGCGUGGAGCAGUCGAUGCACUUGCUGCUGCUCUGGCUCAUAUUUCUGGAGCCACGAGUCUGGAACAGAGAUCACUGCUCAACUCUGAUGUCGGUUUCACCACUAUGCAGCUGGUGUGCUCUCAGGAGAUGCAUAAUAUCGGUUAUGCCUGGAGAACCAUGAAAGAACAGCUAGGAGAAGAGAUUGAAAACCACAUUCACAGAAUGACCUUCCUCAAAGACAGAACUGGGGUUUGUUUUGAUGUCCCAGUCGAUAAAGUCAAGGAGAUACAGGAGACAUGGAGCGACGGCCGCCGCUGGCAGCUGACUGUGGCCACCGAGCUCCCAGAGCUGCUGGAAAGGCAGACCAGUAACCGUGGCGACAGGGGCUUUGGCGGCGGUAACCGCAGUGACAGAGGAGGUUUCAGAGGAGGUUUCAGAGGUGGAAGGGACAGGAAUUUUGGGGGAAGCAGUGGCCGUGGCAACAGAUUCCGGAGUGGUGGAGGCGGAUAUGGCAACAACAGAGGAGGAGGAGGAGGACACAAGCGUUCCUUUAGCCAAGCUUUUGAUUACUGAAGUGUCAAACCUGUGGACUAAACUGUCACUUUGUUUUUAUUGGCUGUCAUUCAGGGCACUGAUUUCAGGUCAGAUUAAACAACAUAUUAUCUGAAUAAAGUCAUCAACUUCCA
This is a messenger RNA of Nothobranchius furzeri (turquoise killifish), 2608 nucleotides long. It is a transcript of the gene ddx21, whose product is annotated as DEAD (Asp-Glu-Ala-Asp) box helicase 21. Gene Ontology annotation, molecular function: ATP binding; RNA binding; RNA helicase activity. NCBI's taxonomy places the organism in Eukaryota, Metazoa, Chordata, Actinopteri, Cyprinodontiformes, Nothobranchiidae. The record is from RefSeq and is a predicted model, not a curated record.